GGCAAAGAUCCGGGCCCUAAGAGGACGCAAUUGAUAUCACCGGUGGUUCACAAACUGGGAUCAGACGGCGCUGUCAUUGCAUACAUCCUUAUUAAACAAGAGGCACAGAAGUAA
This is a messenger RNA of Medioppia subpectinata, 114 nucleotides long. The record is from the annotation of a GenBank genome assembly. NCBI's taxonomy places the organism in Eukaryota, Metazoa, Arthropoda, Arachnida, Sarcoptiformes, Oppiidae.